Molecule: messenger RNA, 975 nt
Organism: Lasiodiplodia theobromae
Lineage: Eukaryota; Fungi; Ascomycota; Dothideomycetes; Botryosphaeriales; Botryosphaeriaceae
Product: Glycoside hydrolase family 43
Exons: 1
Coding region: 1-975 (324 amino acids)
Biological process (GO): carbohydrate metabolic process
Molecular function (GO): hydrolase activity, hydrolyzing O-glycosyl compounds
Source: RefSeq, a predicted model, not a curated record
AUGGCAUCCAAACCGCUCGUCACACACAUCUACACGGCGGACCCAUCCGCCCACGUCUUCGAGGGGAAACUGUACAUCUACCCCUCGCACGACCGCGAGACGGACAUCAAGUUCAACGACAACGGCGACCAGUACGACAUGGCCGACUACCACGUCCUCUCCCUCAGCCAACCCGGCGGCCCGGCCACGGACCACGGCGUCGCGCUGUCCGCCGGCGACGUACCGUGGGUGUCGAAGCAGCUGUGGGCGCCCGACGCCGCGACCAAGAACGGGCAAUACUACCUGUACUUUCCCGCGCGCGACAAAGCGGGCAUCUUCCGCAUCGGCGUGGCCGUCGGCGACCGGCCCGAGGGGCCCUUCAAACCGCAGCCCGAGCCCAUCAAGGGCAGCUACAGCAUCGACCCGGCGUCGUUCGUUGAUGAAGAUGGUAAAGCGUAUCUGUAUUUUGGUGGCAUUUGGGGCGGCCAGCUGCAGUGCUACAGGCCUGACGGCAGCUUCGACGAGACGCAGAUCGGGCCCCACGAGCCCAGCGGCCCGGGCGUGCCGGCGCUGUGCCCGCGUGUCGCGCAGUUGACGGAGGAUAUGCUGGAGUUUGAGGGGGAGCCGAGGGAGUUGCGGAUUUUGGAUGAGAAGGGGGAGUUGUUGGCGGCGGAUGAUCAUGACAGGCGCUUCUUCGAGGCGGCGUGGAUGCACAAGUACGCUGGCAAGUACUACUUCUCGUACAGCACGGGCGAUACGCAUUAUCUGGUCUAUGCGACGGGGGAUAGCCCGUUGGGCCCGUUCACGUAUCAGGGGAGGAUUUUGGAGCCGGUGCUGGGGUGGACGACGCAUCACUCCAUUGUGGAGUUUGAGGGCAGGUGGUGGUUGUUCUACCACGAUUGUGAGUUGUCGGGCGGCGUGGAUCAUCUGAGGAGCGUGAAGAUGAGGGAGAUAUUCUACGACGCCAAGGGGAGGAUAACGCUUACGCCGCCGUAG